UGUCUGUGCGUGCGUGUGUCCGUGUGUCCGGGUGUUCCCCGCCGCUCACGUGACCGGCGUGACUCGGCGCUCACGUGACCGCGCGGCGGCGGGGCCGUGCCGGAGCCGGGGCCGCGCUCGCCAUGGGCUGCUGCUACAGCAGCGAGGCCGAGGCCUCCGACCAGGAGGAAGAGACAAAGCGGCUGCUGGAGCCGGCAGCCAGCCCGCCCAACAAGGUGCUGAACGGAGCAGAGCAGAGCUACCACAACCUGCCGUCAGCACGCACCGAUGAGCAGGCCAUGCUGUCCUCCAUCCUCGCCAAAACAGCCAUCAACAUCAUCGACGUGUCGGCAGCGGAUUCCCAGGGCAUGGAGCAGCAUGAGUACAUGGACAGAGCCAGGCAGUACAGCACACGCCUGGCCAUGCUCAGCAACAACCUGACGCACUGGAAGAAGCUCCCACUGCUGCCAUCCCUGACUAACCAGCCGCACCAAGUGCUCGCCAGCGACCCUGUCCCCUUUGCAGACCUGCAGCAGGUGUCCCGGAUAGCUGCCUAUGCCUUCAGUGCGCUCUCACAGAUCCGUGUUGACGCCAAAGAAGAACUGGUUGUACAGUUUGGCAUCCCCUGAACCUGCCCCCACCACUGCUGCUUCAGCGCUUUGGGUUGUUUUCGGUUUUUUCCUGAUUUUUUUCUCUUUGUAUCCCUUCCCUCCCCAUGCUGCUGCCACAGAACUUGGACAGAUACCCUGUUUCCUACUAAAUGCCAAGGCGCCCAUCAUUGGCACGUUGAGCCCA
Messenger RNA from Melozone crissalis (California towhee), 774 nucleotides. It is a transcript of the gene LAMTOR1, whose product is annotated as late endosomal/lysosomal adaptor, MAPK and MTOR activator 1. NCBI's taxonomy places the organism in Eukaryota, Metazoa, Chordata, Aves, Passeriformes, Passerellidae. Gene Ontology annotation, molecular function: molecular adaptor activity; guanyl-nucleotide exchange factor activity. Gene Ontology annotation, biological process: lysosome organization; endosomal transport; positive regulation of TOR signaling. The coding region runs from base 123 to 608 and encodes 161 amino acids. Gene Ontology annotation, cellular component: late endosome membrane; Ragulator complex; lysosome. The transcript has 5 exons. The record is from RefSeq and is a predicted model, not a curated record.